AUGGCACAAAACCAUCUGAUGGCCUCACGUUGCAUGAUUAUAUUACUCAUCAUGAUGAGCUUACUACUCUCAAUGGUAUGCCAAUCCAAGCCUUUGACCGAUUCACUAUACCACAAGCUCCUUUCUCUCCCCAUAGCCGACAUCCUCCACGUUGACUCUGAAUCCACUCACGCAGCCUCCGUUGACUUCGGCCUCAUCGUCCGAGAAAUUCCAGCAGCCGUCCUUCGCCCAUCUUGCCCCAAGGACAUUGUGACUCUCGUGGCAUUCGCAUACAAUGAAUCCUCUCUUCCUUUCACUAUCUCAGCCAGAGGAUGCAGCCACUCUAUCCAGGGACAAGCUAUGGCUCCUGAUGGGGUCGUUGUGGACAUGAUGUCUCUUGGAAACAAGCGGCGUGGGACCACCGUGUUGUGGAGCUGGUCGCUCGGUCACUAUGCUGAUGUCGGCGGCCAGCAACUUUGGAUCGAUGUGUUGGAGGAGACGCUGAAACACGGUGUUGCACCGGUAUCGUGGACAGAUUAUCUGUACCUAACUGUGGGCGGUACGCUCUCUAAUGCUGGCAUUAGCGGGGAAACGUUUCGAUAUGGUCCUCAGAUCAGCAAUGUCUACGAAAUGGAUGUUAUUACUGGAACUGGGGACUUUUUGACUUGCUCCCCUGACAAAAAUCCGGAGUUAUUUUAUUCUGUCCUGGGCGGUCUCGGUCAAUUUGGCAUAAUAACCAGAGCAAGGAUUGCUCUGGGUCAAGCUCCAAAGAGAGUUAAGUGGGUGAGAAUGCUAUAUAGUGAUUUUUCAGAUUUUACAAUAGACCAAGAAAGUUUGAUUUCACACCAUGGAAGAGACCAAGAUGAAGCAUUGGAUUAUGUAGAAGGUUCGCUUCUCAUGCACCGAAAUUCAGACAGUUGGACAUCUUUCUUUUCCCUCUCGGACCGCCAGCGGUUGAUGUCCCUCGUGACCGAGCAUGAGCUCCUGUACUGUAUCGAAGUAGCCAAGUUCUACGAUGGACGCACCCAAACUACAGUGGACAAGGCCCUGGAGAUAAUAUUGAAAGAUUUGAGCCAUGUCCCCGAGUUCAUGUUCGAGAAAGAUGUUGCCUAUGUAGAUUUCUUGAAUAGAGUACGAGUUGAAGAGCUGAAGCUCCGACGACAGGGGCUUUGGAACGUUCCCCACCCGUGGCUUAACCUAUUUGUGCCCAAAUCUCGCAUCGCUGAUUUCAACACGGGUGUUUUCAACAACAUUGUUCUUAAAAAGAACAUAACAACCGGACUUGUCCUCAUUUACCCUAUGAACAAUGACAAAUGGGAUGAUAGGAUGUCUGCUGUUAUACCGGAUGAAGAUGUCUUUUAUACGGUUGGAUUCCUGCAUUCAAGUGGGUUUGAAGACUGGCAAGAGUUCGACCUUCAAAAUAAGGAGGUGCUCCUUUUCUGUGAAAAUAAUGGUAUUAAGGUCAAGCAAUACCUUCCAAAUUACAACACCGAAAGAGAGUGGAUGGAACAUUUUGGUUCGAAAUGGAGGACUUUUCAAGAGAGCAAAGCUCAGUUCGAUCCAAAAAUGUUGUUGUCUCCUGGACAGAGGAUCUUCAACCACAACUAA
Molecule: messenger RNA, 1587 nt
Organism: Eucalyptus grandis
Lineage: Eukaryota; Viridiplantae; Streptophyta; Magnoliopsida; Myrtales; Myrtaceae
Product: cytokinin dehydrogenase 3
Exons: 5
Coding region: 1-1587 (528 amino acids)
Biological process (GO): cytokinin metabolic process
Molecular function (GO): cytokinin dehydrogenase activity; FAD binding
Source: RefSeq, a predicted model, not a curated record